Octodon degus (degu) is the source of this 2186-nucleotide messenger RNA. It is a transcript of the gene Smad5, whose product is annotated as SMAD family member 5. The transcript is spliced from 8 exons. NCBI's taxonomy places the organism in Eukaryota, Metazoa, Chordata, Mammalia, Rodentia, Octodontidae. The record is from RefSeq and is a predicted model, not a curated record. Gene Ontology annotation, cellular component: heteromeric SMAD protein complex. Gene Ontology annotation, molecular function: DNA-binding transcription factor activity, RNA polymerase II-specific; RNA polymerase II cis-regulatory region sequence-specific DNA binding; I-SMAD binding. Gene Ontology annotation, biological process: regulation of transcription by RNA polymerase II; BMP signaling pathway; transforming growth factor beta receptor signaling pathway. The coding region runs from base 358 to 1755 and encodes 465 amino acids.
GGCGAGCGGGAGCCGUGCGCGUGUCCAGCGGCCCAGCUGCUAAUAAAGUUGCGGAGCUGGGAAGCGCAGCGACUGCGCCGGGAGAGCGCGCCCAGCCGGCCCGCGAGUGCCACUGUGGUAGUGUGCGAUGAGGGGAAACAGUACUCUGAAUAUGACAGUUUCACAUUUACUGAUCUGAGUAUCAUGAAAUUUGCAUGUUCCAGAUUCUGACUUGAACCAAUGAAAGAAGCAUAUGGCCUUUGUGAAGAUAAAUGUCAUUACUGUUCUUUACUUGGAACUCCUGCUUAGGACCUGUGAUCUGUUCUGCCACUAGCUACUGACUUUGGUUACAGGAAGGUCUCUGAAGAUUCAUAUCAAAUGACGUCAAUGGCCAGCUUGUUUUCUUUUACUAGUCCAGCAGUGAAACGAUUGUUGGGCUGGAAACAAGGUGAUGAGGAGGAAAAAUGGGCAGAAAAGGCAGUUGAUGCUUUGGUUAAAAAGCUAAAAAAGAAAAAGGGUGCCAUGGAGGAACUGGAGAAAGCCUUGAGCAGUCCAGGACAGCCAAGCAAAUGUGUCACUAUUCCCAGAUCUUUAGAUGGACGCCUCCAGGUUUCUCACAGAAAAGGCUUACCACAUGUUAUAUAUUGUCGUGUUUGGCGGUGGCCUGAUUUGCAGAGUCAUCAUGAGCUAAAACCAUUGGAUAUUUGUGAAUUUCCUUUUGGAUCUAAACAAAAAGAAGUUUGUAUCAAUCCAUACCACUAUAAGAGAGUGGAGAGUCCAGUCUUACCUCCGGUAUUAGUGCCUCGUCAUAACGAAUUCAACCCACAACACAGCCUUCUGGUUCAGUUUAGAAAUCUGAGCCACAAUGAACCGCACAUGCCACAAAAUGCCACGUUUCCAGAUUCUUUCCAUCAGCCCAAUAACACUCCUUUUCCCUUAUCUCCAAAUAGUCCCUACCCCCCAUCCCCUGCUAGCAGUACCUAUCCCAACUCCCCAGCAAGUUCUGGACCAGGAAGUCCUUUUCAACUCCCAGCUGAUACACCUCCACCUGCCUAUAUGCCACCUGAUGAUCAGAUGGGUCAGGAUAAUUCCCAGCCUAUGGAUACCAGCAAUAAUAUGAUUCCUCAGGUUAUGCCCAGUAUAUCCAGCAGAGAUGUUCAGCCUGUUGCUUAUGAAGAGCCCAAACAUUGGUGUUCAAUUGUCUACUAUGAAUUAAAUAACCGUGUUGGGGAAGCUUUUCAUGCAUCAUCUACUAGUGUGUUAGUGGAUGGAUUCACAGACCCUUCAAAUAACAAAAGCAGAUUCUGCUUGGGAUUAUUGUCAAAUGUUAAUCGUAACUCAACGAUUGAAAACACUAGACGACAUAUUGGAAAAGGUGUUCAUCUGUACUAUGUUGGCGGGGAGGUGUAUGCCGAGUGUCUCAGUGACAGCAGCAUAUUUGUACAGAGUAGGAACUGCAAUUUUCAUCACGGCUUUCAUCCCACCACUGUGUGUAAGAUUCCCAGCAGCUGCAGCCUCAAAAUUUUUAACAAUCAGGAGUUUGCUCAGCUUCUAGCUCAGUCUGUCAACCAUGGGUUUGAGGCAGUAUAUGAGCUCACCAAAAUGUGCACCAUCCGAAUGAGUUUUGUCAAGGGCUGGGGAGCAGAGUAUCACCGGCAGGAUGUCACUAGCACCCCGUGUUGGAUAGAGAUUCAUCUUCAUGGGCCUCUUCAGUGGUUGGACAAAGUCCUUACUCAGAUGGGUUCUCCUCUGAACCCCAUAUCUUCUGUUUCAUAAUGCAGAAGUGUUCUUUUCAAUUAUAUUAGUGGACUUGUUUUAAUUUUAGAGAAACUUCCAGUAAGAUACUAUGGGCUGACAUGGAAAAACAGAUAUUACGGCUUAUUUUUUUCUACAUAAUUGUGACCAACACAUUUAUAUUUUGUGAUGAAUCUACAUUUGUUUGUAUUCAUGUUCAUGUGGUUAAUUCAAAAGUGUUGUGAGAGAUGCAGAGUAUUAUGGCCCCAUUCAGAAGUUUGGCAUUGAUCUUAAACUGGAACAUGCUUUUAUUUUCCCAGUAGUUAUUUUUUUAAUUUGUCAAGUUUUUUUAAGUAAUAAAUCACCUGGUGAGAAAUUGUAGCGUUAAGAGGACAUAUAGAGUGAAAUGUAAGUCCUCCUUUCUUGAUCUUCCAGAAGCUGUACUUCUAACAAAUUCUUCAUCGCACCAACUU